CUCGCUCUCUCAAAUCUCCCUCGCGCGCUCUCUCUCUCUCUCUCUCUCUCUCUCUCUCUUUCAAUUCUCUCUCUGCCUCUUCCCUCCUCGCUCGAUCUCACUGCGCUCAGUUAUCUGGGAUCUGACGCUCUCUCUGUCUCACUUAUAUCCUCCUCUCUCCCUCAGAUCUCACUGCCUCUAGGCUUUCAUAAAGUUUGAAAAUCCUAGAAACAUACCCCUUGUUCAAGAUGAGCCGGCCAAUGGAGGAGGAUGUUGUCAAGAACGAGGAGGAGGAAUUUAAUACAGGACCACUCUCUGUUCUUAUGAUGAGUGUGAAGAAUAAUACUCAGGUGCUCAUCAAUUGUCGUAACAACAGAAAGCUUCUUGGCCGUGUGAGAGCAUUUGACAGGCAUUGCAACAUGGUUCUGGAAAACGUUAGGGAGAUGUGGACUGAGGUGCCAAAGACUGGAAAAGGCAAGAAAAAGGCCCAACCUGUUAACAAGGAUAGAUUCAUCAGCAAGAUGUUUCUCCGUGGGGAUUCAGUUAUUAUUGUUCUUAGGAAUCCUAAGUGAGGUGUAUUAUUGUAUGUAGCUUUGACAAUUCCAACGACUUGCAGAAGUAGUGUCCAUGUGGAAAAUUUUAUGUACCAAGGUUGGGAGCUUUUAUGUACACUUUUUUUGAGCAACUUUCAAGUGCUGUAUAUUUUUUACCAAAUGGAUCAUGCACAUGCUAUGUGAUGCAUACAUAAACA
Prunus dulcis (almond) is the source of this 730-nucleotide messenger RNA. RefSeq names its product small nuclear ribonucleoprotein Sm D2-like. The transcript is spliced from 6 exons. Gene Ontology annotation, biological process: RNA splicing; spliceosomal snRNP assembly. Gene Ontology annotation, cellular component: U4/U6 x U5 tri-snRNP complex; catalytic step 2 spliceosome; U5 snRNP. The record is from RefSeq and is a predicted model, not a curated record. NCBI's taxonomy places the organism in Eukaryota, Viridiplantae, Streptophyta, Magnoliopsida, Rosales, Rosaceae. Bases 228 to 551 code for a protein of 107 amino acids. Gene Ontology annotation, molecular function: RNA binding.